AUGAAUCUAAAUGUUCGGAAAAUAGUAAUGAAAGUUAAAGACGAUAGUUCAUCAUCUGAGGAUGAACUUAUCAAUAUUAAUUUGUUACCUGUAUUGUCAUGUACUGCACAACUUCUUCUUCAGAACAAUGCUAGUUCAAGCAACAUUCAAAGGAGAAACACAAUCCACAGAGAUCGUUUAGAGGCUAAACAACUGUUGAUCCAACAUUAUUUUGUGGAUGAUUCAACCUAUGGUCAUGCGCAAUUCCGCAGAAGGUUUCGUAUGAGAAAAUGUUUAUUUAUGCGACUUGUUGGUGACCUGGAGAUGAAUUAUCCUUAUUUUCAAGCAACAUGGGAUGCAACAAAUCAAAGAAUUUUCAGUGCGCUACAAAAUGCACAUCAACAAUACAUUAAUUAG
Molecule: messenger RNA, 396 nt
Organism: Lactuca sativa (garden lettuce)
Lineage: Eukaryota; Viridiplantae; Streptophyta; Magnoliopsida; Asterales; Asteraceae
Source: RefSeq, a predicted model, not a curated record